AUGUAUUCAAUAAUUGAGUCAUUCUCAGAAAAGGUCUAUGUCCCUAGUGAUCAAAUGAGAUAUUUUUUAUCAUUUUUUAUAGAAUUACCAUUAUGUUAUAUUUUACGAUAUUUACCCUCUAACCCAAGAUUAAAACAUUUUGUUUAUAGUAUAAUUGGUGUUAUAAUAUUAUUAUUUGUAUUUGGUAUUAAUUCAAUGAUCAUUAUAAUACCAGGAUUAAUAACAUAUUAUGCUAUGAAAUGGAAAAAGUCAUUACAUGCAGCAUUCUUUAUAUUUUCUCUGAACCUAAUGUUUUUAACUUUAUUGCAAAUACACAAAUACAUUAACUAUUAUCUUCAAUGGUAUUUAGAUAUUACUACUUUACAAAUGAUUGUUGUAAUAAAACUUGGUAACUUUGCAUUUAAUGUAGCAAAAGGAAGUAAUACUAAUACUAUAAAACAAACAGAUUAUAAUAAGAUGAACAAUAUUCCAAACGAUCAAUUUCCUUCAUUACUUGAGUUUAUUGGAUAUUUUUAUUUCUUUCCAUCUAUCUUCAGUGGGCCUUGCAUUGAAUAUCAAACAUACAAAAAAUUUGUUACAUUAGAGUUAUUUGAAUCAUAUCCAAACAAUCAUUUAAAAAACAAAAUUCCUCCAAUUGAUUGGAAACAGUUUUUUAUUGUUUUUAGUCAAGGAAUUAUUUUAUUAUUAUUAACAUCUAUUGUAAUAAUAGUUCCAUUAAAAGUUUAUUUCUAUGAAAUAGUUAUUAAUAAUCCAAAUGAUUAUUCUUUUAUUCAAAAAAUGGGUAUGGUAAUGAUUUUUAUUUAUUCAAUUGUAUUUAGAUAUUUUGCAACAUGGAAAAUGGCAGAAUGUAUGGGUAUUUUAUUUGGAUUUGGUUAUUCAGGAGUAAAAGAAAAUAAACCUACGUGGUAUGGAUUUAGAAAUGUUAAAUUAAAUGAUUUCUUCUUUUCUAAUUCAGCUAAAUUAGUUAUUGAUUCUUGGAAUAUUUAUAUUCAAACAUUUAUGAAAAAUCAUAUCUAUGAAUCAUUUGAGUUAUUUGGAGGAAUAUUAAAUGAAUAUAAACAAUCAUUAACUAAUUUAGUCAGUGCAUUUUGGCAUGGUAUUUAUCCUGGUUAUUAUCUUUCAUUUGGAAUGUUAGCAUUACAUCAUGAUGUGUCUUGUGGAUUUCAUUCUAGAAUUGAACCAAUAAUAAUAAAGAAAUAUGGAAAAGAUUCAUUAAUAUAUUAUAGUUAUUUGGUAUUAACAUUUAUUUAUGCACGUAUAUCUAUUUCAUAUUCUUUUAUUCCAUUUGUGAUUUAUACAUUUAGUGAUUCAUGGAAAUUCUUUGUUAAUACAUAUUUUUGUAUUGAUAUCAUUGGAUUAUUACUCCUUAUUAUUUUAUACAUUUGGUUCCCUAAACAACAAAAAAGAGAUAGAAUUGAUUGA
Molecule: messenger RNA, 1422 nt
Organism: Entamoeba histolytica HM-1:IMSS
Lineage: Eukaryota; Evosea; Mastigamoebida; Endamoebidae
Product: membrane-bound O-acyltransferase (MBOAT) family protein
Exons: 1
Coding region: 1-1422 (473 amino acids)
Biological process (GO): lipid modification
Cellular component (GO): membrane
Molecular function (GO): acyltransferase activity
Source: RefSeq, a predicted model, not a curated record